Molecule: messenger RNA, 8361 nt
Organism: Mercenaria mercenaria
Lineage: Eukaryota; Metazoa; Mollusca; Bivalvia; Venerida; Veneridae
Exons: 42
Coding region: 181-7254 (2357 amino acids)
Biological process (GO): DNA damage tolerance; protein monoubiquitination
Cellular component (GO): nucleus; Rad6-Rad18 complex
Molecular function (GO): single-stranded DNA binding; ubiquitin protein ligase activity
Source: RefSeq, a predicted model, not a curated record
CAAGCUCAAAACUCUGGAAAACCAGCAUUCGACCCUGCUGCUUAACCUAGUUUUACUUUCAUUUUCAGUUCUUAAACCGUCACGUAUUCUUGAUUGUACUUCUAUUUUCAUUUUAUCCUCAUAUAUGCUUGGAUAUUUGGAUUUGGAGUAAGAUUAAUAAACUUUAAAUGAGUUUUGAAGAUGCCGAGAACAUAUGUGGAUAAUGCCUACAAUAGAAGAGUUGGUCGUGUUGGUUUGCCCGUCGGAAGUGCUGUGAUUUCCAAAAACACCGUGUGUGGAAUGAACACUAAAACUUAUGUGGACAACGCUUACAACAGGCAACUUGGGAGGGUGGGAAUGCCACACGGUAGCGCUGUGGUAUCAAAAUAUAGCGAUGGAUUGACAACGUGGAAUUAUCUGAAUACUGACAGACAAGACAGACAAGUCUGUCCACCAGAAAUCAAAAGUUCGUUUACACCAAAAUACACAGAACAUACCUCAGAGCCUUGUAAAGACGUGAAACAUGCGUGGAGACAAUCUGACAACGCCUGUUUUUAUCCGCAAGAUACACCUAGAAACAGGGUCAAUGUACCAAAUAGCAGGGAAAGGUGGAGGUCAAACGGCAGUUCGAGUGAAUCUAGCAGUGACAUGGACAAGCUUGUUAGGGAGAUGACUGCAGCUCAAACUAUUGUUGAAGAGUUAAACCAAACGGAAUCGGAAAUUGCAGUAACUAGCCCGUUUAUGUCAAAUUUGCAGGACAGAGAUAUUCACGAGCUUAUGAGAUGUCGCGUAUGUCAUACAGACAUGGACAGUUCCUCUCUAACACCAUGUGGACAUCACUUCUGUACCCACUGUAUUCUUCAGUGGUUGGAGAGAAAACAGAGUUGUCCUAUUUGCAGAACACGUCUCAGGGAAUCAAAUCUAAUUCAAGAUACAGAAUUUGAUAGAAUUAUUGGGCAUUUCGCAAAGAGACCGCUGCAGACGACAGACACAGUCGGCAGUAUUCGGUACCAAGAAAUAGGGCAGUACAAGGAAGAAAUUAAACAGCUGAAAACACAAAUUCAAGAAUUAAAAGAAAAUAAGGAAAGACAAGAAGCAAAUCGGCAAAAAACUGAACACAGAUAUUUGCAACUCGCUACACAGCUAAAGGAAAAGACUGAACAAAUUCAAAAGCUAACGGACGAACUGGACAAAGUACGGAAGAAGGACAUUGCACUACAAAAACAAAUUGAUACGAAUGUCAGACAAUGUGAUGAUCACCUACAAGAGUUAUACGAGUUGAAAGAGAACGUUUUACCAGAAAGAGAAAGAACGGUCGCACGAUUACAAAAUCAACUGAAGGAGAGGACAACUGCGAGCAGUGACACGGAACAGGCUGUUCGUAUACUCAAGAAUGAGAUAGGACAGCAAGAAUAUAGAAUGAAAGAAUAUGAAAAUCUGUGCGCUGAAAAGGAUGAAGAAUUAACUGUUCUUCGAAAAUUCGUAAUACCGGAGAGGGAAAGCAUUAUAUUUCAGUUGCAACGACAAUGUAAACAGUUAUCUGUUCUUAUAGGACAACAUGGCCGGCACACUCUGUCAGAAGAGGAAAUGGCAGCUAUUCAACAGCUUCAAAAUUAUUAUGACAAAGAGUUUAGUCGAAAAUUUGCCAUCACAGAAAGUAUGAUACAUGCGCUGAGAGAUAAAACGGAUCAAGUUGUAGACAUAUUUUCUACCAGGAAAGACCAGAAAGAUGGACUUCCAGACUUUGUAAGAAAAUAUACAAGUCUGAUUAAGGAGAAUUCAAGUCUCCACCAAACUGCGAUCAAACAUGAAGAAGAACUGAAUCGUAUGAAAAGAGAACUGCGCCACUGUAAAGCUAGAACACAUGAGCUAGAACGGAAGUACCAAUUAGAGAGAACAUUACCGCUCCACUUUUUCAACACAAUUUGCAUUACAGAUACAGUGCCUGUUGUUAAAAGAGGCCAACAGAUACAUAGACCCGAGCAGUUUUUAGCCGCAAAGAGCCUCGUAGACCGUGAUGGCUACUCCAUUCGAAAGGCUGCAUAUGAAACCGAAAUACCAUACCAAACACUGAGGGAUCAUCUGAAUGGCAGAUAUACUGAUAAAGUAACAACAUUUGGUUCAAGGCGGCUGUUAAUGGCAGAACAUGGGUCAUCCCUCAGUAACUAUUGUAAAUACAUGUUGUCGAGGGGUGUGCCUCUGUCCAGACAAGUAGUAAAACAUUUAGCUCGUGACAUCAUUCACCAGGAGGGUGGUGGCGAUGUUGUGCUAUCUGACAAAUGGCUUCUGUGUUACCAAAACCGUCACCCAGAGUUAUCUUUUAGAACUGCGCAUCCUUUGCAACAAGACAGGGCAGCAGUCACACAGGAUACAGUGGAUCAUUACUUUGAUCUUCUUGAGGAGACAUUGACUAAACUCAAUAUUAUUCACGAGCCUGCUCACAUAUUUAACUGCGACGAGUCUUGGUUUUCAGGCUGGCCUAAUCCUUCUAAGAAAGUCAUUACGUCAAAAGGAACACGUUGUGCCGAUCAAUCUAUUGUUAACAUGAGUGGCCAUAUUACCAUACUUAAUGCCAUAUCACCUAUAGGUCAAACUCUACUACCUAUGUUGAUUUAUAGCCAGUGUCCUUCACGCAGUUACACAGAUGCCCUUCUGCCUAGCAGUACAGAGGGUGAUGUAAAAAAACCCCACAGAUCUGCUACUGAAAAUCAUGAGGUUGACCAGUGUUACCAUUGUGGCUCCUCUAAAGAAAACCCACUGGUAAAAAUGGGUUUAGUUGCUCACGAAUUUGUAAAUAUUCUCCUAAAACCACCUUCCACGGUACCAAUUAAGAAAUCUAAAGGUAAAAGGUCAUUCACACAGGCUAGGUCUGUUUUGUCGGAACCUGAAAAGAAAACCACCAAACACACACCUGUUGUUCAAGAGGUCACUGUUCAACCCACCAGUGCAGAUGAUACCGAUGAUACGGCAUUGAGUAUUGUCUGUAUGGUUGGUUCGAGGGAGGGGUAUUAUUGGAUUGGCUACGACACAUGUGAUAAAUGGUAUCAUUAUGAGUGUUUACCAAACUAUGUACAGAAAAGACCUUACGAGGGUCUGGUAACACUGUGCCUUGAAUUCCUGUGGGCAGCUCGUCAGGUUCCUCUGAGACAGGCAAGGCUGUUGUUUGCCUUCUUGGCUGUUUUGGCGACGUGGGUGUUCAUGGAGAGUUGCUGUCAAGCGGGUGUCCUUGGUGAUCUGCUUAUAGCGGAUGUGGUCGGCUUCAUUGCCGGUAGCUCUUGCCCUCCGGAAUGCCCUCUUCUUUCUUCUGGAGAGGCGUUUGGCUUUCCUGGAUAUCCAAGGUUGGUUGUAGCGAGAGGUUGUCAUUUUGGAAGGAACAUGGGCCGCAAAGUUCCUGAAAGUUGUCCACAGGGUGUUGAUGCCUCGAUUGUGUACGAGCCCCAGUCGACAUCUGGUAGGUUGAUGUCGCCUACCAACCAGAUGGUCGAAGUGAGUAUAUCCAUUUUGAAGAUGUCGAGAACAUAUGUGGAUAAUGCCUAUAAUAGAAGACAUGGUCGUGUUGGUUUACCCGUUGGAAGUGCCGUGAUUUCCAAGAACACCGUGUGUGGAAUUAACACUAAAACCUAUGCGGACAACCCUUACAACAUGCAACUUGGGAGGGUGGGAAUGUCACACGGCAGCGCUGUGGUAUCAAAAUAUAGCGAUGGAUUGACCACGUGGAAUUAUCUGAAUACUGACAGACAAGACAGACAAGUCUGUCCACCAGGAAUCAAAAGUUCGUUUACACCAAACGCUUACUUUUAUCCGCAAGAUAUACCUAGAAUCAUGGUCAAUGUACCAAAUGGCUUGGAAAGGUGGAGAUCAAACAGCAGUUCGGGUGAAUCUAGCACUGACAUGGACAAGCUUGUUAGGGAGAGGACCAACGUACCAAAUAGCGAUGGAUUGACCACGUGGAAUUAUCUGAAUACUGACAGACAAGACAGACAAGUCUGUCCACCAGGAAUCAAAAGUCCGUUUACACCAAAAUACACAGAAUCUACCUCAGACCCUUGUAAAGACGUGGAACAUGCGUGGAGAGAAUCUGACAAUGCUUACUUUUAUCCGCAAGAUAUACCUAGAAACAUGGUCAAUGUACCAAAUAGCUGGGAAAGGUGGAGGUCAAACAGCAGUUCGAGUGAAUCUAGCACUGACAUGGACAAGCUUGUUAGGGAGAUGACUGCAGCUCAAACUAUUGUUGAAGAGUUAAACCAAACGGAAUUGGAAAUUGCAGUAACUAGCCCGUUUACGUCAAAUUUGCAGGACGGAGAUAUUCACGAGCUUAUGAGAUGUCGCAUAUGCCAUAAAGACAUGGAGAGUUCCUCUCUAACACCAUGUGGACAUCACUUCUGUACCCACUGUAUUCUUCAGUGGUUAGAGAGAAAACAGAGUUGUCCUAUUUGCAGAACACGUUUCAGGGAAUCAAAUCUAAUUCAAGAUGAAGAAUUUGAUAGAAUUAUUGGCCAUUUCGCAAAGAGACCGCUGCAGACGACAGACACAGUCGGCAGUACUCGGAACCAAGAAAUAGGGCAGUACAAGCAAGAAAUUAAACAGCUGAAAACACAAAUUCAAGAAUUAAAAGAAAAUAAGGAAAGACAAGAAGCAAAUCGGCAAAAAACUGAACACAGAUAUUUGCAACUUGCUACACAGCUAAAGAAAAAGACUGAACAAAAUCAAAAGCUUACCUACGAACUCGAUAAAAUACGGAAGAAGGACAUUGCACUACAAAAACAAAUUGAUACGAAUGUCAGACAAUGUGAUGAUCACCUACAAGAGUUAUACGAGUUGAAAGAGAACGUUUUACCAGAAAGAGAAAGAACGGUCGCACGUUUACAAAAUCAACCGAAGGAGAGGACAAGUAAGCAAGUCUGGGCGUUGAGAAUGGGCGUGGGUUUGGGUAGAGCUGCGAGCAGUGACACGGAACAGGCUGUUCGUAUACUCAAGAAUGAGAUAGGACAGCAAGAAUAUAGAAUGAAAGAAUAUGAAAAUCUGUGCGCUGAAAAGGAUGAAGAAUUAACUGUUCUGCGAAAAUUCGUAAUACCGGAGAGGGAAAGCAUUAUAUUUAAGUUGCAACGACAAUGUAAACAGUUAUCUGUUCUUAUAGGACAACAUGGCCGGCACACUCUGUCAGAAGAGGAAAUGACAGCUAUUCAACAGCUUCAAAAUUAUUAUGACAAAGAGUUUAGUCGAAAAUUUGCAAUCACAGAAAGUAUGAUGCAUGCGCUGAGAGAUAAAACGGAUCAAGUUUUAGACAUACUUUCUACCAGGAAAGACCAGAAAGAUGGACUUCCAGACUUUGUAAGAAAUUAUACAAGUCUGAUUAAGGAGAAUUCAAGUCUCCACCAAACUGCGAUCAAACAUGAAGAAGAACUGAAUCGUAUGAAAAGAGAACUGCACCACUCUAAAGCUAGAACACAUGAGCUAGAGCGGAAGUACCAAUUAGAGAGAACAUUUGGGUAUGAUGAAAUUCCCUCAGUGACUAUGCCGAGAACAUAUGUGGAUAAUGCUUACAAUAGAAGCGUUGGACGUGCUGGUUUGCCUGUCGGAAGUGCCGUGAUUUCUAAAAACACCGUGUGUGGAAUGAACACUAAAACUUAUGUGGACAACGCUUACAACAGGCAACUUGGGAGAGUGGGAAUGUCACACGGCAGCGCUGUGGUAUCAAAAUAUAGCGAUGGAUUGACAACAUCAAGAACAAAUCAUUAUGUUGAUAAUGCUUACAAUAGACGGCACGGACGUGUUGGUUUACCUGUCGGCAGUGCCGUGAUUUCCAAAAACACCGUGUGUGGAAUAAACACUAAUACAUAUGUGGACAAUGCUUACAACAGGCAACAUGGGAGGGUGGGUAUGCCACACGGUAGCGCUGUUAUAUCAAAAUAUAGCGAUGGAUUGACUACGUGGAAUUAUCUUGAUACAGACACUCGAGAUAGUUCCCUAGGAAUCAAUACCCCAAAGGCAGAGUAUACAGAACAUACAUCAGAACGUUCUAAAGACGAGACAAAUGCGUGGAAAGAAUCUGACAUUGCUGGUCCUCAUCUGCGGGACACAUCUAGGAACAAGGCCAACGUAGCAAAAAGCAGUGAGAGGGGGCGGUCCAGCAUCAGAGAGUUCGAAUCUAGCGCUGACGUUGUCAAUGUUGCUGAAGUACAAGAUACAAAUCAGCAGAAACAUGAAGAAAGAUAUUUGCAACUUGCUAAACAUUUUAAGGAAAAGACUGAACAGAAUCAAAAGCUUACUGACGAACUGAACAAAAUACGGAAGAAGAACAGUUUACUUCAACAAAAAGUUGAUAUAAAUCUUAAACAAUGUGUUGAAUAUCAACAAGAACUACACGAGGUAAAAGAAAAUGUUUUGCCAGAAAGAGAAAGAUUAAUCGUACAAUUGCGAAAUCAGCUGAAGAAAGGGAGAGAAAAUGAACUGGAAUUUACGCAUCAGAUGCAGAAGUUACAAGAAGAGAUAGACAAUAAGAGCGGCCAAAACCAAAAGUUAGACGAUGAACUUUACGAAGCGAAACUAGAAGUUAGCCGUCUCAAAGAUGAAGUAGAACAUCUUCAGGUGUAUGCGCAAAGGUGCUGUGAUCAAGACAGACAACUACAUGAUUACCGGGAAAAUAUUCUGCCUGAAAAAGAGAAUAUAAUUGCUAACUUGAGCACCCAGAUAGUGCAGCUGUCAAAUCACUUGAAUGAGAAAGAGAACGAAGUCGUUUAUCUCAACGACCAGAUUCAACAGCUGCAGAAAUAUGUACAGAUAUGUUAUGAUCUAAAUGGCAAAUUAACAGAUCUACAUGAAAACAUCUUGCCAGAAAAAGAUGGAGCUAUAAGCGUUUUACAAAGUCACGUCGAAAAGCUGUUUGACGACAUUACUACACUUAAGCGGACGGCUGUAUCUGUGAGUCAACUCGAAGUAUUACCGGAGACAAAUCUGAGCAGAGCUAUACAACAGCUGCAACAUUUUUAUGAUCGGGAGUACAGAUCCAGGUAUGACAUUACAGACAAGAUGGAAGCGCUGCUGCAGACUAGGCUUGAGUGUGUUAUGAGUGAACUAUGUAAACAGCAGGAAAUUGGAGAUCGGCUUGCCUUGGUGAUCAACACUUACACGAGUAUGGUUAAGGAAAAUUCAAAUUUGCAUCGAUCUUUGAGAACAAAAGAAGGCGAAAUAAAACAGUUAAAAGCAGAAUUACGCAAAACAAAAGUGACAAAACUAGAGAUAGAGCGAAGGGUUAAACACAUGUCAGAAGAAUGACGACAUUCAAAUGUUUUGUGCAGACUUGUAUGGGGGUUGUUUAUGUACAUUUCUUCAGGAGUUUUUAUCUUUGUACCGUUUAAUCACAUUGUAUUUACUCGCAAGCGGUUACUCCUGAUACGGUUAAAAUAUCAUUUAUGCUUUUAUCAUUGGCACAGCGUAAAUCUUUUGUUUAUAUUGUAUGUAAGUAUUUGUAUUAACUAAAGGAAUUCAGUUAGAAUGUACAAUCUCUAUAAGAUAAUUUUUCGUUAUUACUUAGAAAUUGCAAUGUUUGUCAAACCAGAGUGAUUGUCAUCGAGUUGUUAUAUUUGUUUAGAGCGUUUGUUUUGUUUGUUUAUUUUAGGUUUAAUGCCGUUUUUCAACAGUAUUUCAGUCAUGUAACGGCGGGCAGUUAACCAAACCAGGGUUCCUGGAUUCUGUGCCAGUACAAGCCUGUUCUCCGCAAGUAACUGCCACUUCUCCACAUGAAUCAGAGGUGGAGGACGAAUGAUUUCAGACACAAUGCAUUUGAUCAAAUCGUCACGGAGAACAUACUCCCCGCCCGGGGAUCGAACUCACGACCCCGCAAUCCCUAGAUCUACGCUCUCCCUAUUGAGCUAAGCGGAUGGACCUUCGAGCGUUUGUAUGCACACACAUUCACCUCCCUGCAAAUGCUUAAAAAGAAACCACCGAAGUUGUUAUUAUUGCCGGUUCGGUUUAAAAUGAUAACUUCUGGUGGAUAUAGUUGUAAUUGUUUAUAUCACUAGUUUAAAGUAUCUGUAAAUGGUUUUAACUGAAAGAUGGUUUCAAACAGAUGCAGUCAUGAUUUACUGCAAUUCAAGAAUUACUGCCCUGUACUUAAUUAGAAACUGCAGCAUGUGAUAAUCAGGUGUUACAUGGUUUUUGUUAUACUGAGUUAUGAAUUAACGCUUAGCCUUACAUUCCGCUUAGCCUUACAUUUUGAGAAAAAAGUUCAAGCGACACCAUAUCAUAGCAGCAUAUAAAACAUGUACAUGUAUAUUACUUUACAAAACAAUUGUCCAUAUACUGAUAAUUAUAUGGGUUGUUCUACAUGAAACGAGAAUUUUGGAGAAACCUUUACACGAAAAUAAAAAAAUGUAACUUUUA